Pestalotiopsis fici W106-1 is the source of this 1488-nucleotide messenger RNA. RefSeq lists its product as uncharacterized. The coding region runs from base 1 to 1488 and encodes 495 amino acids. Lineage: Eukaryota; Fungi; Ascomycota; Sordariomycetes; Amphisphaeriales; Sporocadaceae. The transcript has a single exon. The record is from RefSeq and is a predicted model, not a curated record.
AUGGCAUCGAGCAGCAUAUCCUCUACUGGCACGAGUUCCAGUUUGACGUCGAGUAGCUUUUCUAGCACCGCGGCAGAGAGUACUUCAAUCGUCAGCUCAACAUCAUCUGCCAGUAGCAGUAGCAGCUUGUCUACUUCUACCACCAGCACUACGACGAGCACACGAGCUAUGGGUAGUGUCUCGUCUAGUAGUAUGACAACGACAAGCAGCACUACAGCUCCGUCUACUAGUAGUACUACAGUCUCGUCUACUAGCAGCAGUGUAAUUCCGUCUACUAGCAGCACAAGUACAAGCCCAACGUUUAGUACUGCUUCUAGUACUGCUUCUAGUACUGCUUCUAGUACUGCUUCUAGUACUGCUUCUAGUACUGCUUCUAGUACUGCUUCUAGUACUGCUUCUAGUACCGUUUCUAGUACCGCCUCUAGUAUCACCUCGACGAGAACAUCCUCUACGUCGACUAUAUCAUCCACGGCGACUAGCUCAUCUACCAGGACAAGUAGUUCCUCUACGCCUUACACCACCGUUACUACACUGUAUUCGGGAGGCAGUGCAACGACAACAACAGUUACGCCUACUGGAGCAAAUACAGGAACCGUGAUAGUACAAAAUCCGAGCUAUGUCACUACUACCACUGGCUACACUGGCACGACUACCAGUACAACGACUACUCAGACCGCAAGCGGGACUGUUCAGGGCACAGUGGUGGUUUAUACACCACUGCCAACUCUAAACUGCGACCCAUAUGGCUACCUGGUACAACUGACCACGUUUUACAGAGUCAACAUUACAAGUGGUGUUGUAGAUACAGUCAAGCAGACGGUGGGCGAUGGAAAGCGCAAUAUCCAGGCCAUUGGGUACAAUGUCGCCGACAACUUCAUCUACGGCUCCUUGGGCACGGCUAUCGGUUCGCCCGUGGAUCUGAUACGUAUUGCAGGAAACGGUGACAUGACAAUCCUCAAGUCGUUGAACAUUAGCUCUACAUGGUACCCAAAUUCGGGAGACGUGGAUGAAAGUUCUUAUUAUUGGGUCACUUUCACGGGAACUUAUUGGCUCCAGGUCGAUCUGCGACCAGCCUCGGCGACAUUCAGCACGACUGUCAGUAGUGGCACAGCUUCACCACCCCAUUCUAUUCUCGACUGGGCCUAUGUCCCAGGAGGAGGCAAUUACUUGUAUGGCCUUGGGUAUGAUGCGGCAAGCUCCGGGGAUUUGCACACCUAUCUGCAGCGCUUUGACCGGACGACCAAGCAAUGGUCAGUCAUUGCCGACUUGGGCAACGUUAUUGCCCCGGGAAAGAACAGAUGGGGCGCCGCCUAUGCUUCCGAAGAUGGGUAUCUCUAUGGUUCUGAGAACUACAGUGGCCAGAUCUGGAAGUUCAACAUACCUCCGAAUGGUGACAACACCAGUUUCGUUCCCACCUCUACGUACUUGGCUCUUGGACCUACAGCAGUAUCCAAUGAUGGAGCGAGAUGCAACAAGGCAAAGUUCUAG